AUGUAUUGCAGUUUAAAAGUGAUUGUAAUCACGUCCAACUCUUUUCUUCCCUCUCCGUCUCUGGUUCUUACUCUCUCUCUCUCUCUCUCUCUCUCUCUCUCUCUCUCUCUAUCCCAAGAGACAAUAUCUUGUCUUCAACAUCCGGACAACAUAAUUAAAUCUCUGCCCCUUUCCAUGUCCAUCUAUCGCCUCUGCCGGACCCACUCUACUCUUUCCUUCUUCCUUUCUUACGCUUGGCGCGAACGUUUAAUUUCGUAUCGUUGCCAAUUAAAUACGCCCGCCAUUAUUCCGGAACUGAACAAACAUAGCGCGAUGCACCGUACCAGUGACAGAGAGUUGUCGAGAAUCGAAGGAGUUAAAGGAACCAUUCAUACUUAUAAUUCAAAUGUUUUUACCAUAGACAUGCGCCUGUGUCUCCGUGGAUUUUGUCGACUUCUAAUUAAGAAAAACGGAAAACUAGGAUGUGAAGCGUGUAGAUUAGAUGAUCAUGGUGUUGGAUGGCGUAUAAACGUAUGGUUCCGUGGGAGACUUCACAUGUUGCCCGCUAUAAGUUUUUUUAAAUUAAAUUUCUUCUUUGUAAUUCCUUUUAUAAAAUGGCAAUUUAACAUUUCAUUUCUGUCGCUGGAGAGGCGUCCUAAAAUGUCUUGUUUAUUUUAG
Acanthosepion pharaonis is the source of this 657-nucleotide messenger RNA. NCBI's taxonomy places the organism in Eukaryota, Metazoa, Mollusca, Cephalopoda, Sepiida, Sepiidae. The record is from the annotation of a GenBank genome assembly.